This is a messenger RNA of Pezoporus flaviventris, 2945 nucleotides long. RefSeq names its product CDAN1 interacting nuclease 1 (gene CDIN1). Lineage: Eukaryota; Metazoa; Chordata; Aves; Psittaciformes; Psittacidae. The transcript is spliced from 13 exons. Gene Ontology annotation, cellular component: nucleus; cytoplasm. The coding region runs from base 125 to 1048 and encodes 307 amino acids. Gene Ontology annotation, biological process: erythrocyte differentiation. The record is from RefSeq and is a predicted model, not a curated record.
CUGGGGUAACCGUGACCCCUCACCCUUUUGUCGCUGGCCGUCUGCUUCGCGGUGCCGGCGGCUGCAGCGGUGCAGUUCGUUCCGUUCGUUCCUCCCGGCGCCCUGAGGGUGGGCGGCGCGAAGCAUGAAGCUGACCAAAGCUCAGUACGAUGAAAUAGCGCAGUUCCUGGGGCACGUGCAGCCCACCCGGCAGAGCCUGAGGAAGCUGAAGGAGAAGUUCCCUAGUCAAUCGCAGUCCACUCUGCUGAGCAUCUUCUCCCAGGAGUACCAGAAACAAAUCAAAAGAACACAUGCCAAGCAUCACACUGCUGAAGCUGUUGAAACUUACUACCAAAGGUACCUGAAUGGGGUGAUGAAAAAUGCAGCUGCCCCUGUAUUACUGGAGCUGGCCAAUGAGGUGGACUUUGCCCCGUCAUUGAUGGCUCGUAUUGUGUUAGAAAGAUAUCUACAAGAAAAAGAACAAGCCAUCCCAGCGACCUGCCUGGCCUUUGGCAAUGAGAUUCAAUGCACAUGGCUCCGCAGUCAAAUCAUCAAAUUUCCCUCCUCCAAAACUCUUAUUAAUAGUAUGCUACGGGACCCUUCUCAGAUUCCAGAUGGAGUUCUGGCAAAUCAAGUCUAUCAGUGUACUGUGAAUGACUGUUGUUAUGGACCACUGGUGGACUGCAUCAAACACGCUAUCGGGCAUGAGCAUGAAGUCUUGCUGCGAGAAAUGCUUUUGGAAAAAAAUCUCUCUUUCAUAGCUGAAGAUCAGCUUCGUGCAAAGGGUUAUGACAAAACACCAGACUUCAUUUUAGAAGUGCCAGUAGCUGUUGAAGGACACAUAAUUCACUGGAUUGAAAGCAAAGCCUCAUUCGGUGACGAAAGUAGCCACCAAGCCUACUUACAGGACCAGUUUUGGAGCUACUGGAACAGAUUUGGCCCUGGAUUAGUCAUUUACUGGUAUGGAUUUAUUGAAGAACUGGACUGCCAUCGUGAGCGUGGUAUCCUGCUAAAAGACUGCUUUCCUACCGACAUUGUGACUCUGCGACACAGCAUGGCUCAACGCUGAUGUUGGGAGGAAGAGGUACUGUAACAUACAAUUUUCUGGCGUACUGAAGUCCACAAGAACAAUGUGCAGGAGCUCUCUGUGUGGGUUACUUCUGAAGGAGAUUACCAUCCUGGUGUUCAACAAGAGGAGUGAAAAAAAAGAUGAUGAAACAGUGCUUUUUACUGGAUCAGUGCCGCAGGAUAAAUAGACACACAAAGUUUGCCUAUAGAAACUGUGCUGGGUAGAGCAUAAGUUUCCACCGUACUUAUGUAUACUUGUAAAAGCAUUGUUUUUCUCUUUGUUGAAACCACCAAGAGCAGAAGAGCAUUUUGGUGGGUGCUAGCCCUCCUUAGAUUUGAGUGAGUUCAGUCUCGCCCUAUUUUCAUGCUCAUCACCACUUAGAGGGGCAGUGUUGGGCCUCAGGUUUGUGCUCUCAGAGAUUUCUUAGUAGCAGCUUACAGAGCUUGACACUCUUUAAUACUCUUUUCUUCACUAACUGGCAUUUGGGAAAGGACAGAAUAUUUUUUAAAGGCGAGAGUUUUGCAUGUCUGCUCACCAUGUUCUGAUUUUCAGAGAAGCAAAGGUACGGAUUUUGUUGUAGAAUUAAAGGUGUGAUAACAGUUUUCCUAAAGCACAAGUUGAUAACCUCUUCCAUAAGGAAAGGGUCUUUAAAACAUUACAGUACAUAUUCAUCAUCUUUUUGCAGCUGAGGUGAUACUCUGUGUGCCUGUAUGAUUUCAAAAAUCACAUGCAGGCUUUUUAUAGUCUUGCCUUGACUUAAAAGGGUAUUAAUCUUAUUCCAUUUUCUUUCAGCUAUAGUUUUCAGAUGCAUAUGCAGUAUUUUUAUUUUGAACUUUUAGUUCUCAUUUUAACAGUUUGCUAUGUUUCAGAAAGGACCUUAUCAUUUUGACUAAUCUUUAAUUUUCAGGAAAAAAUAUCUUUCUUUAGUCUUCCUAGUACUCUGUUCCUUGCUGCAGAGAUAAGCUCGUAUAGCUCCACUGCAGUGAAUUAUUGUUGCAUAGAGAUUAUUAUCCUAGGUUUUAACAUGCUAUAGUGAAAAGAUUUAUUUUACAAAUAAACCUGUUACAGCUGUAAUUCAUUCCUGUUCAGCUAUUUAAGGUAUUGUGCUUAGCUUAUUUUGCCUAACCAGCUUUAAGGAUCUGCCCGUAAAGAUACACAGGAGCUGCAUGUAUGAUGUUGCUGCUGCCCCUGGGCUUGGGGUUUAGGCUAGUGGAAUGUGUGAAAUCCAGAAGAGAAUAAAAAAGAAGAAAUAGCUGAACAUUAUUGGAGUAGAAAAUUCAAAAGUAAUGGUUGUUUGAGUAAAUGGGUUUGAAGGGCAAACUGAAUUUGUUUUAGCUAGUGCAUAUGCUUUCUGUUGUAUGAAAUCAUUUAAAUCAGCUUUUACAAGAUGCAGUAAUGCUGUUUUUUCUUUUUGAAUAAAUUAAAUUUAUCUGCACAGAUGUUGAAAAUCCUGCUCAACCUCCAUCAAAGCUUUGCUUUGUUUUUACAUUAAACAAAUUUAUAUGGGGACACACAGAUAAAUCAGGUUAGGCUUGUAUUUGUUUCUUUAUUCCUCUACCUAAUACCAUGACAUAACAGGUUGGAAAGCAAUACAGCUGUCUUUAAUAAAAGCUUUGACCUCAUCUUUAUGUAUUGCCCCCUUUAAGCAUCUUUGUAUUAGAAUGAGGAUGAAAUAAGCCACAAAAGUGUACCUACUGUAUUAAUUUCAUUAAAUGCUAUUGAAGAAGCUUUGCCACCGCAAAAAAUAUGCUGUGUCACUAUUUUAAAUGCUGAAAGAACAUAGUUUGGUUUUUUUAUUGUUAUUCCUACUUGUGUCUUGCAAAAAAACCCUUGUGUAUUUUUUCUGUUUAUCAUAUGUAAACAGCAACUUCAGUAUUAAAGAGGAGAGACUACUAUU